AUGCCAGACGUUGAAGCCCACAUUGAUAGCUCCAGCUUGCGACCAUACGUCAAGCCCAUCAAAGAGCUCCCAGAUCCUACCAUAUCGUCCCCAAACGUCCCAAUAAACAUUAGUAGAUCCAAUCCUACAUCUACACCCACCAGCGCCACAGAAAUGGAAAACCCAGACAUGAGGGAAUCUCUUCACCCCUUCGAUCCAACGACGGAGGGGGUCACAACCACCGGUCUUGAAAACGCUCGCAAAACCCUUAUCGGACUGAGCUUGGGGAUUAUCAUCAUACUCAUCCUGUUGGGGGCUGUCACCGGUUUGAUGGUCAUGAAGCACAGGAGAGCUAGGGCGAAGGACUUGGAGGCUGCUGCUGAGGCAGCAAUAGCAGCAUCUGAAAAUGGAGGGAAGAGUGAUCCGGAUGUAGUUUCUCCUGCACCACCGAGGUAUUCCCUGGAGGAUCCUGCGGCUGUAGGAGUGGUGGCGCUUCCUCCUGGUUAUUUGGAGGCUAGAAAGAGCGACGAGAAACGGGAACAGAGUUCUGAGAAUUCUACGGUGGAGGAGGAAAAGACGGACACUAAAGUUAAGAAAAACGGGAGCUUGAGGUCAAGCCCUGUGAGGAACAUGAGGAUAUUGGUCUAA
Molecule: messenger RNA, 627 nt
Organism: Orbilia oligospora ATCC 24927
Lineage: Eukaryota; Fungi; Ascomycota; Orbiliomycetes; Orbiliales; Orbiliaceae
Exons: 1
Coding region: 1-627 (208 amino acids)
Source: RefSeq, a predicted model, not a curated record